AUGGGUCUGGUCAGCCGGCGGUGUCGGCGCGAGUGGGUGUCUUUGUUGGCCUUCUACUGCAUUGCCGCACUCAACCACCCGCCGCCACGCCCGCCUGACGGCCCGACGCAGUCCUUCCGCCACAUCACUGCCAAGACUCAAAUUACCACGUAUGCGCUCAGCGUUGAGAGGGACGACCCUGAGAGAGACGACCGAGAGAUAAGGGAUUUGAGCAGGCGUCGAUGCGUCCGUCCAGCUGGGCACCGUGCCCCGCGCAACUGGCUGCUGAAUUCGGCUGGGCACGGUGGGCCCCUGCUUCUCGUGCUCUCGUCAAAACGGUCAGAGCAUCAGGUGCCUCCUCUCCCAGAGACCCAGACUUCCCACCAAUCACAUCUCCUAACUGACCGGUGUAGUAGGACAAGCGGCGGCGGAGGCCCCAGUAGCCAUCUCGCUCCAUCCCUCUCCCCAGAUCCUUGCAACAUUACACUACUGCAUUGCGACUCGCAGAUCCAAUCAACCCACAUUGCAUCGCUUGUUGCUGCGGAUGCGCUAGCUGCUAUUGAUCAUCCGAUCUGGUCCGUCGUUAUCCAGAGUCCAGACGGGAUGGUGGCGGUGAAGGGCCCCGCGGCGAUGGAGGACACCAAGAAGGCGUCUGAGAAGACGAAGCCGGACAUGAGGCGCGUGACGUCGGCGGAGAUGGCGCGGCACUGCGUCGAGGGCGACGUGUGGGUGGCCGUGCAAGGGAAGGUCUACGACGUUACGGCCUGGCUGCCGCACCACCCGGGCGGGGACCUCCCGCUGCUGAGCCUGGCCGGGCAGGACGUGACCGACGCGUUCGUCGCCUACCACCCGGCCUCCGCGUGGCGGGUGCUCGACCGCUACCGCGUCGCCACGCUCUCCGACUACGCCGUCUCCGAGGUCUCCCGCGACUACCGCCGCCUCGUCGCCGCGAGUUCGCCAAGGCGGGCCUCUUCGACCGCAAGGGCCACGGCUGCGCCGCCUCGCUCUGCACCAUGGCCUUCGUGCUGCUGA
Molecule: messenger RNA, 1011 nt
Organism: Miscanthus lutarioriparius
Lineage: Eukaryota; Viridiplantae; Streptophyta; Magnoliopsida; Poales; Poaceae
Source: the annotation of a GenBank genome assembly